UCUGGGAUAGUCUGUCAGGGAUAUUUCCCAGACUCCCUUGAGGUCGGGUGGGAAGAUGGCGUAAAUAUGGCUGAUUGUUCUGUCUGGGUCGGUGGAUUUCCUGUGAAUGUGAACGAAAAUGUGCUGUACGACUUAUUUCAAAAAUUUGGCCCUUUAAAAAAUACAGUGAUACUUAGGGAUGUUUCUGGUAGGUCUAAACAGUGUGGUUUCGUCAAUUUCUUAUCGCAAGAGGUCGCCGAACUUGCAGCCAGAAAGAUGAAUGGAUUUGAGAUUUUGGGCGAGACGGUUAAAACGAAAGGGCCCAGGGAACUUUUAGCGACGAGAAGAUGUACAGAUACUGUUUCUGAAGAAGCUCUAAAUUUAGAUAAAAAGGACUUCAGAGGUCUGACCGACUGCGUAUUCUUCAUGGAAGGCCGUCGGUGUUCUCCGAAAUCAGGAGAGGUGAGACCUGCCAAAUUUUCCGGCAAGUUUACCGGUAAACAUAAUCUGACCCAAAUUACAUAAACGUCAAAUCAAAAUAAUUUUUCCUUUUAACGUAUUUCCUUUGAUUUUUAUUUCGCACUCACAUUAAUUGUUGAUGAUGUUAUUGGAUUUUUAGAUUUAAUUACGUAGAAUGUUACUUUCGCUAUUCAGUGUCCCUUCCGUCAUUGUACUGCGGCCCGGAAAACUGACGUUUUGUGCGACAAGUGGACGCAAAAACAGUGUACAGAAGUGUUUUGCUCGAAACGACAUCCUAAACUCAUCAAAAAACAAUCAGGUAUGAUGGAGAGGUCGUAUUCUCUCUUUGUAUGGGUUGAUAGUGUAAAGUAGAGGUUACGGUAACCACACUAUCAUUUAUAUUAUGCAACACAACAGAGUCACACAACCACGUCACGUUGUGCGCCGGUAGAUUACCAAAGUGUGUGUCAGAAAGUCAAAUUAGGGGAGAGUGAAUACAACCUAAGUUAUAAAAUGGAGAUGAUAAGAAGGCUGGUAAUUGCUAUUUGGAAGAACCUUGAAAUGUCUCUUUAUCACAGAAAUACAAAAAUUGGAUUUCUGUAGCUCUCCUUAAAAGCCAAGCUGCUAAAGAUUUGGUACGAGACUAUCCAAGCACCUUGUAAUUGUAUAUAUAUGUAGUGAUAGAUGUACAGAUUGAGGCUCUUAUUGGCUUCAACCGAACUUGAUGAUUGAUUGAUGGAUUUUUCAUAACUGCUAAUUUGUUAAUAGAUCACUUAUUUAAAGUAGUACCAGCCCGCUGUCCAUCCCAUAAUGCAUUUAAAUGUACUGGUGAAUGUGGCUUUGAUGAAUGUAACACUCACUUCAUGGAACAAGAAGCUUUACAAGAACACAUCAAUAGAGGACGUGAAAAAAAGUUUUCGCUGAUGUCAUCUUGCUCCCAGGUACUAACAACAUUUCAAGAACAAAAUGCAAUAUUUUGGAGGAAUCCUUUUUGUUCGUUCCUUUGUAAUAUGGCUGCUUUGAUUGGUGAAUUUGUAUUUACAGAUUUUGACUUGAAGCUUAACUCUCUUUGUUUGUUGUCUUGUGUUUCAGUGCAAGGCCAUUUUCUUUAGUGAACAAGAAAGGCAACAACAUUCCUGCCUAAAUGCCACAACAGAGCCCUUAUCUGGUCACCAUGUACAUAGAUAUCCUUCCUCCAAUUUGAAUUUUCACCAGUCUUCAAGUUUUCAAUUUAAGAGGAACAGCCCAGUAAUGUUUACAAAUGCUUCACCACAGAAUCUCAUCAAACCUGAACACUUGUGUAAGAAUCCUAGCACAUCAAUACCAAGUGGUCAUGCAGCUUGUGCAAAAAAAAUUUGCAAUUGUUCCAGAAGUCAUGCAACUGUUGGGUUAACCUACCAAGUUAAAGGACCAUUUUGUGUUUGUUCUUCUUGUGGGAUAAGCUAUGAAAACUCUGGUGAUUCCUUGAGUGAUUUUGAUUUGUCUGUUGAUUCGGCUGGUAUUGGUGGCCACAAAUGUCCUAAUUCACCAUCUGUUCGAGGACUCCUCAAUGAUGCAGACUGUGAGUAAAAUUUAUUCAAUUCCAUGUGUUGUCCUAUUUAGCUGUGAUUUUUUACAUUGAUUUAAGUAUUUUUGACUGGUUGAAUCCAACUAAUGAAUGACCUCUUGUGCAAAAGUUUUAUAAUGAGUGAUGAAUUAUAAUUUCUUUUUAAUCUUUAAAUUUAUUGUUUAUUUUACAUGUAUUUAGUAGUAACUUAUAUUGAAUUGUUAGUUUUAAAUUGUUACUGCUUGGCUGACACAUUUUCAUGCUUGUUUCCACUAAAUUUUAUAUUUUUUUAUGAUUACUUGGGAAGUAUGUGAGUACUCACCAGCUUAUUGAUAUUGUUAGCCCCCAAAGGAAUAAUCACAUGCUGCUGAUGUAUUAAAUGAGUACAGAUUAAAGUUAAAGGAAACAAGGUUUCCUUUUUCCAAUAUAUAAAGGCUGGUUCUUUGGAGAUCCUGUAAUAAAAAAAGCAAUAAGAGAAGCUGGAAGAAUUAAUUGUGUUUCUUGCUCAAAAAAGUUAUUUCAAUCUUGAUGUGUUCUACAUUGUAGCUUUGGCAUUCAAGAACUCUGUAACUGGCUCUCCUAGUCAAGCCCCAACGGUUCCAGAAGCUGAGCCUAUUGGAGUUUUCUGGGAUAUUGAAAAUUGCCCAGUUCCUCGUGGCAAAUCAGCGUCUGCUGUUGUUCAGAAGAUAAGGAAGGAAUUUUUCACUGGAAAGCGUGAGGUUGAGUUCAUGUGUGUUUGUGAUAUCAGUAAGGAAAAGAAGGAAAUAAUUGAAGAACUUAAUAAGGCUCAGGUAAGAUUUUCAGUUCUGAAAAUUUUUUAUCUUUGUUGCAUUUUCUCUAUUUAACAUAAUUAUUGAGUGAAUUGUAAGAGCUUCAAGAGACGUCUGACAUCAGGUCCUAUAUGCAUGUGCGUGGGGACCCUAUGCCCUUACUCGGCAAAUCCUGAUGACCAGUUACAAGCCCUAUGUCCAACAAGGAAGAAAUACAGGGAAACAAGGGAAGGCAAAGGGGGAAAACUGAUCGUGAAAUAAUUGUUUGUGCAAAAGAUAACUCAAAUAUAAAACUAGUAAAUUGAAGAUUGAAGUGUCCACUUGCAGGCAGAUAAUUAUCAAAUAGGCCAUUUUCCUUUGGCCUCUUUUUAAAAACAAGGCCUGGUGCUCAGCCCUUCUUUUGAGAAUUAAUUUAAUUUGUGUGUGAAUGAAAAUUUAUAAUCAUAAGAAAGGAUGAGAACCAGGACUUGCUUUGAAAAAGCAGCCAAAGUAAUUCAGAAAUGAAGUCUUUACUAAUAAUAUGAUGAGACACACACCUCUGAUAUGCUACUUGACUUUGUUAUCUUUUGAAUCUCAUCAAAAAAUUUUAGUACAUGCCUGAAAUAGUAUAUUAAGUACAUGCAGUAUCUCUUCUGCUGCAACAGCAAAAUCUUCUCCCCUGUAAUUUGAUGUAUAUUUGUGCCACAGGGUUUCAUUUUGCUGAAUUGAGAAUUUGGCAAAGGUAUUCGAGCUAAAAUAGAUGUUUGUGAUUAUAUCCUCACUUUUGGUUGGGAUGUAUUCGGUCAGGAGACCUACAUAAACAAAUCAGGUGUUAGUUGAUGGAUUAUAACGAACAAUAUUAAGUACAGCAAGUAUUUUGUGCAAUGAUCAGUGUAUCAUACAUUUACAUGUGUUUUGUUCCAUUAGUAUACAGAAUUUUGUGGAACAUAUUCAUCUACUAACCUAAAAUUAGAGUUCAAAUAGUGUCUUUUCUAAAACUUCAAACCCUUUUUUCUGACCUCUUUUUACAUUUAGGUUACUGUUGUUCACAUCAAUGCCACUUCAAAGAAUGCAGCUGAUGACAAGUUAAGGCAAAGCUUGAGAAGAUUUCCACAAUCAUACCCUCCCCCUGCCACUGUUAUUUUGGUGUCUGGGGACAUCAAUUUUGCUGCAGAGCUGUCAGAUUUACGUCAUCGACACAACCUCCAUGUGAUUUGUCUUCACAAUGCCCAAGCACAGGGUGCUUUGCUGGAAUGUGCUCAUGAGGCAAGAAGAUUUGAUCACUUCACUGCUGAUCUUCCUGUUGUAUUCCCUCCAAAGGUAAAAAAAAAUUUUUUUUCACUUUUGAUGCCAGUUUUUCACUUUGAGGACUUUGAGAACCUUGAGUUCAAUAAUUAUCUGGAAGCAGAAAUGAAUUAUAAUACAGUACUUAUUCAUGUUGGAGAUACUGUGCCCUUCUGGUUAGUGCAGUGGCCAGGUCAAUGUGUUGUGUUAUUAGGCAACACAGUUAACCCUUAAGCUUCCAUUAGUGACCAAGGUAGAAUUUCUCCUUAAAAUAUCAGUACAAAAUAUCAACCAGAUAAGUGAAGAGAAUAAAGAAAAAUAAUAAUUUGGGGAUAAUUAUUAGAUCCAAUACUAAAUUCUCUGAACUAACAUUAAAAGAACUGCAUAGUUCACAGUAAGGAGAAUUACAAAUUUGAUGUGGGAGUUGAAAGGUUAAGUCUCACUGUGUCUCUUUCUGCCCAGGAAUAUAAGUGGGUACUAGUGAAAUGUCAGGGAAGCCUGAUGAAAUGCUGGAGGAGUGGUGUGAUACAGACUUUUAUUACCUUUUGACUGCUUACAUGUAACCCUUUUGCUGCUUAUCAUACCGUACAUGUAGCGUAAUGUUGAGUGGAUCCUCAACCACUGAAACUCUGUGUAAAAGGAAACCAAAAACAUUUUGAGAUAUGUGUAGCAGUGGGAGACUUGACUACAAUUCAGCUUCAUUGUGCCAGUGAAUGACUAAACAAAUGUGUUACUUGGAAGGGAAAUGGCCUAAAGUUAAGAUUUUGAAGGUCUACACUUUAGCACAUUAGUUAAUUAUUUGUACAUUGCUCAGUUCGAUAAGACAAAACUUCAAUUUAUUGUUUGAAAAUUUUUUAGGCUCCUGAGGAGAAUGGCUUAUCCUCAGAGCUUCUUGUCCUCAAUCUUCCAAUGGGAAAAGAUGUUGCUCAAGUCAAGAACAGACUGAAAAAACUUUCUGAUAAUUGUGGAGGGAAAGUUGUAAGCAUCUCUGGGCGCACCUCAGUUCUGAGAUUUCCAAAUCCUGCCAGUGCUGCAAGGUAAGAAAGUGUAUGUUACUGUCACAGUGAUUUUAUUGCUAUAAAUUGUAAAUUACAACAUAGAUCAUGUUGAGGUUUGUGACAUUAAUGCAGUUUCAGCUCCAGAUACAGGAACAAAGAAACAUUUAGUAUACCCAAGAUCUAAUUCACCUCACUAACUGUUUCCUUAUUCCAGUUUUUCAAAUUCAUAGGACUGGUAUUUGCAUGAGGAAAUUGUUAUUACCUACAUGUAUUGGCAUUAUAGUUAAUGUGAAUUUUUUUUCUCUCAGGGCCAGGCGAAGAAUGGACAAAGAAGAUGUGUUUGGUUCCAAAAUCCAAGUGGUAUAUUCCACAAGUAGUCAUCAUUCAUAUAGCCCCCAGAAAAAUAAGAAAACACAGCCAAUGGAGGCUACUGGUGAUUCUGUCAAGGGCAGAGAUACUUGUAUGUCUCCAAAGUCUAUAUCCAGCACCUUACAAAAAGGAAGAGAGGAUUCCAGUUGUGCUUUGCUAGAUACUUUUGGCACUGAAGACACAAUCCCAUCCAGGAAUACUACAAAGAAAGAGAGCAAUCCCAGCCGAACACCUACAGAUGCAAGUCUUGACUCAGGGGACAGCACAGAAGAAAAUGACGCCAAACCAGGACCUACCCUUUCAUCUUCUACAGCCCCUCAGUUUAUCAGCCAUCAGGCAAUGUUCAGUAAUGGUUCCUACACCGGCAUAUGGCCACACUCUAUUUACCCGAACUUCAUGAAUAUUCCAACACAAGGGACAAGUUUUCCAGGAAUCACUCCUCUUGCCCCAUCCAUGAUGGGGGCACCACAACUUGCAGCAUCGUGGCUAGCCAGCUUGCAUAACUUUACCGUGUUAGACCAGCAGCGGGGCGGAAUAGACUUACUCGUCACUAAUUUGGAUGAAAAUGUUAGCAAGAAAGAACUGAAAAAGAAGUUGGCAUCUGUGUUUCGAGAGCACUGUAAGGUGGGAUGAUUUGCAUUAUGAAGAGCAUUUUGUAUGCUUUUACACUCAGUAAAACUGUGCGUGGAUGCGAUAACAUAUUACAACAUUCAGAAUUAAAUAUGCUGUUAGGUUUUCAACUUGCAUGUGAUGUUUAUCAAAAAAGCUGUCUAGUAAGUGUACAUCGACAGCCUUUCGUGUGUUGUAGAUUUACAAUAUUCUUUGUUUCUGCUUGCAGGUAUUGUCUGUUAUUCUUCAUAGUGGAGAAGGCAUCCCUUUGAGAGCUUUUGUUAAAGUUCCAAAACUGUCGGACGCUCACCUAGCCAUCUGCAAAGUUCAUCAGAAGAAAAUUUUUAACACCUGCGUGGCUGUCAACAUAGCCACAGACAAAGAGAAAGAACUGUGCUUCUUGCGCUGUGAAGUAACUUCUAUACUGAAAGAGGCGCCUUUACACUUCCUACCUUUAAACAAAUUCCUGAGUGAUUACUAUGAGAAGUGUUCCCGAGCGUUUGAUAUGACUUCCAUAGGAGUUAUCCACGACCUGGUUGUUCUGACUGGCAAACCUGGUAAUCAAGCGAUAAGUCUGGUUACUCGGGCCAUUGGCGGCGUGAAAGUGUCUGUAGAACCUGACCAGUUUGCAAACGAUGUCCACACUCUUCUUAAAUCCAGUGAAGGAUCGUUGCCUUUGGUUAGUUUUGCUGCAUCCUAUUGGCUAAACUUCGAUAGGAAGAUAGAGUCUAACGAUGAGGGGUCUGCACUUAUGGAAGUUCUCAACUGCGUUCCAAAUGUCAAGGUCACAGAGUCUUUGAUGGUGUCAUGGGCUAAACAAGCUCUCAAACAUGGUAUGGAGUGUUGUUAUUAUUAUGUUUUUUUUUUAGGUUUGGUUUGUUUAUUUGUUUGUUUUUCUUGUGUUUUCUUUUUGAGCGUUUUUUUUUUCACUUGUGAAUUUUUCAUAGGUGUUUUCAUGUGCUAAUAAAGCUCUCUGACUUAAAUGGCGAAAUGUUUUUUUCAUGGUCUAAAUUUGCAAGGCGUGUUUGUACAUUCGCUUGCAAGUAUUUUCAUGUACGGAACAUGCAUUUUACUGUAUUAUGAGUGUGUGUGUGGUUUGUUUGUCAUCUGUAGUACCCACAUAUUCAAGCCCUUCUGUCUCUUUUUACCCUAAAGUUAGCUCUUCAACUUGAAAACGUCGCCUAAAUUUAAUUUUUUUUGCAUCAUCCACCUACAUUUUAAAUACACUUAUAUGUAUGACAUCAAAUGGUGUAGCAUACAGAAGCUUUUUCUUUUUCUUUUUCUUUUUUUUCACUAACAGGCGGGAAUGUAAGCAAGCUUCUUGAAUUCAGUAAAGAUCUGCAGGAGUUAUUACAGAUGCAGGUGGAAUUCAAACUCCCUCUCAGCUCGCUUAUCUCAGAGUAUCAGUCGUGGUUUGACAAGAAGACGCCAUUUGAUCCAGCUGUCUAUGGGUUCACUUCGGUCGUCACCCUCCUGGAAGCGUUGCCAGCUGUGGCGGAGGUUUGUACUGUACAGUGACCCUUUGACUCCUAAGAGUGAUUAUCAUUUAAUUUCUCCUUACAUUAUCAUCCUAAAUCACAAAGUAAGGUCACGAGAAGAAAGGCAAUGUUUACCAACUAAAGAAACUUUUGAUUGUUAAACAAAUUCUCCUUGUUCGGCAUCCUCUUGGGAAUGUAUAGAGAACAGUUUGGAGAGUAUGCAUACUCAUAUUUAGGGUGUAAAGGGUUGACUAGGUGUGAGACUCUGUAGUGAAUAUGAUGCAGGCGAGGAAAUAUGUUGUUGGUCUUGUCAUGAGCGUAAAACAAAGGAGAAAUCUGAAUUCCGCUCGGGGAGUCGAACUUGAGAUCUUUGGAUUUGGCACUCCGAUGCUUUACCUCGAUUUCUUUCAUACAAGAGUUCCCAUUCAAACCCUCGCAGUUCUUCCGAUCUCUGACAGUAGUUUGUAUAAAACCUCAAAAAGUAAUACGAGAAAAUGAAAGAAACUAUCGAGAUCGCAUUCGUGGAUCUAUUCAGAAGAAGUUCUUCCAGAUUGACGAACAAAUUCUUAAACUUGAUAAUCUGGUUUUAUCAACUGAGUCGAUGAUGUAGAAUGACCACCAUACAGAGUUCUGAAGCUGAUGUUUCGAGCGUUAGUCCUUCGUCGUUCGCUCUGACUAAGGGUUAACGCUCAAAACGUACCUCUAGAAACUCUUUACGGUGGCCAGUCUACAUUAUCAACUUAGUUAAUAAAACCAAAUUAUCUAGUUACUCUCCCCUACCGACGCAGCACCAUGGUUUCUUUAGAAACUUACCUCCUUAAUUCUUAAACUGUUUGAUUCCAAGAAUGAGAAAUAAAGAAUUUAAAACUAGACCAGUCAAGACCUAUCGCUCUGACGAAGGGCUAACGCUCGAAACGUCCGCUUUUAAACUCUUUACGGUGGCCAAUUUACGUUAUCAACUCAGGUAAUAAUACUUAAUUACUCUCAAAUAAAGUAUAUUAAAGUUCACAUGGCAACCAGGUGGACAACCAGACAUGGUUUGAUGUUACUCUGAUUUACAGAUUUAAUGAAUCUAACCGAAGAAGUUACAAUUUAUUGAGCCAAAUGUAAAUUCUUCGGUUAUAAUCAUGAAAUCUGUAAACCAGAGUAGCAUCAAAACAUGACUUAAUUACUCUGUUAGAUCAAUCAGCUUUCACGAAACAGAUCCUACUCAUCACGCGACUCCGAUGAUGACUUACGAUCGCUUGUUGAGAGAUCUAUGACUGUCAUCAACAUUAGAUCCUAGGACUACCCUCACCCAGAUGGGUCAACUUUUGCUAAUGAGUUCAAGCCAUAUUAGGUUGUCAUUCUAUAUCAUUUCAACUCUUCUACUUUUUUACGCGCUUCAGAUUACGCAACAAGGCAAAGAAAGAUGGCUUGUCCUUUCACAGCGCUUGAAAAUCAAAGCCUUUGCAAAAAAUGUCAAAAUGCUCUUGGAAAGUCAACCGGAUGGCGUAAUUGCUUUGGGAAACUUUGUGUCAACUUACAUGAAAUUCUUCGGCCAGAAAUGCAAGAUUGCAACAUUUGGUUUCUCCAAGCUGACAGACUUGAUUGAAGUUGUGCCCAAUGUCGCUAAGGUUUGUUAGCAGCUUGUACCAAUUUUUGGAUAUCCUUAUGCAGUCAUGGUGGAGUUUUGAAAUCACUUGUUUGUUGGGAGUCUCAGUCAGUGAUGUUCACUGUUGAACGAACAGAUCCUUUGUUAUAGUACAUUUGUUCACUAAUAGAUAAAUGUAAGUUAUCAUAUCGAUUUGUGAUUGUGGAUGCGUCUCUCAAGUUCUUACCACAGUUCGAAAUCCAGAUCCGCAAAUUUUCGGGAUAGCAGACCUGAAUUCAACUCAAUUAAACACGUAAUUUUUUAAAUUGUCUAUUAGAUCCAAGGAACUGGAGAUCAGCGAUUGAUUUGUUUAGUGGAAAAAGGUAUAUUUAUUUAUUUUAGACUGAAUAUUCUUCCUAGAUUUGUUUCGUAAGUUAGUAAGAGUUCAUAUACUUAAAUUUGUUUUAAAGUCAUUACCACAAAAAAUUUUUUUUCUCCAUUGAGUUUGUGUUUUUUUGUCACUUCAUUUGAACAUCCUUUUUUACAGACAAGAGCUUGAAACCUGAGAAGCGGAGCGAUAAGCAAACUCUGGUCAAAGAACUCAAAGAAUUAUUGUCCAGCUGUGAAAAUCAGAGGCUUCCUGUUGCCACAGUUCUUGCUCGAUAUUAUCAACAUUUUGGCCGACUGCUCAAAAUUGGAGAUUAUGGUGCGCUGCGUCUUGAAGACUUUGUGGAGAGUUCACCAUCACUACAGGUCAGUGUUUGUACCUAUUUAUUUACUGUUGGUGUGAAGCUCUCGGCCUUAAGUUACAUUGAUCUUCUCCAUGGUUUCUCUUAGAUCAUAGAGAUAUCUGGGGAAAAAUACCUGACCCUCCCUCCCAAAGUCACAGUACAGUCUUUGCGAAGAGAUUUGGUAGAGCUGCUGGGACAACAGGAUGGCAAAUUUCUGCCGAUUUCUCGCCUUGCUUCCACUUUCCGUAAACAUUACAGCCGGAAAUUUCCCCUGGGACAAGCCAAACUUGAGGAAUUUCUUCGAAGUUUGGAGGGAGUAGUAAAGGUUUGUAUGGAUUGACAUAGAAACAGAAAAUAAAGUUGUCUUUUAAACUGCGUUUGCCAAGGAUCUAAAUUGCAGUUCUCAUAAAUUUGUUUUUGAAAAGAACUUGGUGUUAAAUCAAUAUUUCUCCUUCUUGCUAUCAAUUUUGUUCCUUCUUAACUGGAUGGUGUAUUUUAAAUUGCAUUUUUAGCGGUAAUAAUUUUCUAAUGCACCUGUGGAAAAUGUUUGUUUCUUUAACUUCACUGAAGGGUAAUCAAUCAGAAAAGGAGAUGUUAAAUAGAUGAUGAUGAUGAUGAUGAUUGAUCUCUAUAACAAAUCGAUUACAAGACUUGAGUCGCGUGUCAUUGGUGAUAUCGAUAAUCAUAAGUAAUCGGUUUUAUUGAUAUCAAGUGGUAUUUCUAUUAAGAUGAUUCAAAUUUCGAUAAAUUUAUUUCAGGUCAAAGGAUCCGGGAAUGAUAGAAUUUUACUCCUUCCACUUUUGCCAGCGAAAGGUUUGUUAUAUGUGUGAAAACUGAUGGAAUCCUUUCUUUUUUUUCCUGCUGAGAUGAGAGAUAUUGCUUUUUAGACUUAUUUCCAUUCAAUUGCUUGACUUCGUGCCUCAGGAAAAUGAAGGACGAGGGAAGCAGGUUCUCAAAGUUCAAAGAAAAUUCAGUGAAUUUUCCUUCAAGACAGGGAAAAUUGAAAUUUCUUUGUCAGACCCUAUCUUAAAUGUGUGUGGUUUUUUUGUUCGUAUAUGAGUAGAAGUGUAGAAGACGGCCGUUAUGGUAGACUAUAGGCUGCCACUGUACAGUUAAGUAUGCUAGACUAUACUUAUUUGGUCAGUGGCAAGAGAUUAUAAACUUUACGAUCUCUUGGUCAGUGUUCUUGGAUGAGCUAGAGGACUUUUAAAAGCAUGUUUGUUUCAGCAUUAGAUACAACACGACAAUUACUCUCAGGUUGAAGUAGAGCUAUUAAUACCUUGCAGAUAAAACUUCUCCCAAGUUGCAACCGCUCGCUGAUAAAAUCACUAAUUUACUGCUGAAGUAUCCUGGCUGUAGGGUGGCGGAGUUUGCUUUCGCUGAUAUCUUCUUGCGGGAGUAUGGGCAAAUGUUAAAACCUAAGGACUGGGGCUUCACUACCAUGGCUUCCUUACUACAAGCACUUGGAGAUGUUUUGGAGGUCAGAUAUGGCUCUCAGAUUCUUUGCUGAUAAUUGAAUCAACAGUCUCUUCGAUAUUUGGUUUUGUAUGAAGGACAGUCUUAUUAAAGAAAGAGAUUUGAAAGAUUUCAACUUUUCUCCCACUACCUAGCCGAAUCUUUGUUAUUUCGCUUCUUGCAUACGAAGGCCCUGGUGUCAUAGAAACAUACUUCAUAUCAGAAUAAAGCCUCGUCAAUUCUAACGGUGCCAUUUCACCUUUGCUUCUGCAGAUCCAAGGCAGCGGCAACAUGGCUGCAGUUUGCCUUAAACAUGAACAUCUUCUGGAGGUGUUUUCACGUCGUGUUAUUCAUGUGUUAACCGAGCAGUCUGAUAAAAGUAUUCCCUUGUCCAAGUUCGUCACUGCUUAUGAGAAACUUUGUAAGCACAAGCUGCGCGUACAGAACUUUGGUUUUGCGUCACUUGAAGAUAUGUUACUUGCAGUUUCACCCGUAGUUAAGGUACUCAAAAUAUUAAUGCCUUGUUCUAUCUUUAUUGAACUAAAGAAAAAGUUGAGCCUUUGAUCUUGCAGUCAGAGUAAUUAUAGGUGCUCGGGAAAAUUAGAGUACAAAUGUGAAGCAAACCCAUUACCUUGUUUAUUCUUGUGCGAUGAUGCUCCACAAACCGAGUCAUGUGCCUACUCAGUACACAACGGUGAGAUCCGAUGUAAUGACAUAGGAUCUACGCGAAAUUUUAAGCCAUAUUCAGGGCUUCGAGGGGGUUUAGGUUACUUAUGUUCUCUGAAAAAUUAAAUGGUUGGAGAUACAUUAAAGAUCAGUGCCGGCGACCUGUUUAGUCAUGGUUUUUACCUCUUCAUCAGGUCGAUACGAAAGGAGACAAACUGUCCCUGACGCUGCUUCAAACUUUUGCUAUCGAAACAAGGGAUCUUCUGAAACAUCUCAAUGGAUGUGUUUCUCUAAACCGCUUUGCGCCAAACUUCCAGCAGUUGUACGGUCAACCCUGCAAAGCGUCUGAUUACGGCUUUAGUCGCAUAUCGGAAGUGAUAGACGCAGUGUCCAAUGUGGCUGAAAUACGCGGCAAGGGUGCAGAGAAGAUGGUUGUCUUGGUCGAUGGGGACAACGUGAGUCUGCUUGGCCCUGGAAGUAAGAUGAAGUUACUUUUCUUUUUAUUAUUUUUUACAGUGUUGUGGCACUGGCAUUGAAUUUUGUAAAAUCUCUGUGCAUACAUGGGAACUGUAACAAGAAGACAGGAUGGGUUGUAUUGGACCUUACGUUGUUGCAGCCUCAGAGCACUCAAAUCAUUGUAGUGAAGGAGGAACUUUAAGCUAUGUGUGUAUCUACUUACGUUUCUUUGGUUAAAUUUCAUGUUGAGUUGGGUUUUUUUUUAACUUGUUACAGAUACAGGGCAAACGAAAGCUGGAACGAAGGACUGCAGAUUAAGCGACUCGCCCUCUGCUGCAGUGGAGGAAGGUAGGAUUUCAAACGAAUCCAGCGGGAUGUAGAGUCUUUAUUUUACCCAGCUAAAAAAUAAAGAAGCAAACAACAAGAGUAACUGCUUAUCUCGCUUUCCGUUUUGUUCAAAUUGCAGAGGAUGAGGUCGUAGUGAUCAUUGAUGACAAAGAGGAAGAGGGUGAGUUCACAGUUUCCCUAAAAGAAAGCCAAUUUAUAACUUCAGAUGAAACAUUUAUUUGCCGUAGGAGAACGAACCAUGUGCACGAAGGAUUCGGAUGGAAAUGUCAGGCAUAAACAUGUCAUAGCUGUACGUGGAUUUUAAGAAAGGGGAAUAGUGUUUGGCGAACUGUUUGGAUUUUUUUUCUUUGUGCGCGGAAUUCCGAUUUUCCCUUGUGAACUGCAAGCAACCCGCUUAAUUCUUCCUCCCAAAAAUUAUGAUGACUAUCAUUGGUAUCUCUGCCAGUUGGCAGUUAUCCAUAUUUGUUAUCAUAAGAGUUGUGGCGAGGAUAAACCGCUUUACGCCUAACACAUAGUUUAAAAAAUCAGUCAGUGUUUGAAACCUGACAUGCCGAUCAAAGAUUUGACUUCCACAGCUCCCUCCACUAUCACAGCUCGAGGAUUUACUUUACCUCCCUCUGUGAGAGUGUUGCUGCGUGAGUAGACAUCGCUUUGUUUUCUUACUACGUUUAUAUGUUCAUUUUUGCGUAGAUUUGAUAAUUCUUGAUGGUGAAGCCUCCGGCACCUUUCCAGACCAGACUGUGACCGAUGACUGGCUGAUGGCACCAGUGCCCGAGACUCUCCCAGAACCGGAGCUGCAGCCUGCCAUCCCUGAGCCACCUCCUGUGGGAGAUCUGAUAUCCUUCACUGAGUUUGACAUGGAGGUGCUGUUAGAAGCCAUGGAUGACGCAGGAAUUUCUGACACCUUGGGUAAUGUGGCGGGAGGUGACUUGACUGAGUUAUUAGCAGAAUCCAAUGAACUGUCAGGAGAAUACAACGGUGCAAGAUCACCUCAGCCCAACUUCUCCGACAGGCUUUCUCCCAAUGGUAAGUCCUCGUCGUCCCGUACGGAUCUAAAAGAUUUGGAGUUUGCCUUUGUAUCACCAGCACGUAUAAGGAAUGCAACACAGAUGCAGGCCAGUCCAUCUCCUCGUAAGGCUGGGGUUUUGUUCCUCUCGGAAGUGGAAGCUGAUAUCCUGUCUGACUGUCAGCCAGAAUCGGAAUUUUCAAGAAAUCUCGCCGCGUCAUUUGGAGAGGAAGAAGUUGAAAAGCCUGCUGUCCAGCGAAAGAUUUCUGAUGAGAACAGGAGAGCAGAACCUAGAAAGUUCUCUGCUCCGAAAGUCAAGUUGGCUGUUAAUUUCAGCAAGACGCCAAACAAAUGA
Messenger RNA from Pocillopora meandrina, 14061 nucleotides. NCBI's taxonomy places the organism in Eukaryota, Metazoa, Cnidaria, Anthozoa, Scleractinia, Pocilloporidae. The record is from the annotation of a GenBank genome assembly.